UUCGCCUUGUUCGUAGCGCAUACCAGGUUGGUUACAUAUACUCAUCGACGCUGCGCGAACCAUGGGCGCCCAAUCCACACGCAUGUACGGUCAGCGGCAUUCGACCCGCCGAGGCUGCGUGGCCGAUGCCACAGCGACUUCCUCGUCGACGGACUCCCACAAGAGGAAGGCGCUGGACACCUCCGUUGCCGACAACGACGGCACCCACAGCAGCUCGUUUCUACACAUUCGAUACCCGUGCGAAUCCAGCACAUGGAUUCGCGGCAGUCCCGUAUGCAUUGAAUGGACUGUGCUCGACCCGACCAUCCAGAACGUCCGCAUCGAGCUGUGCCAACAUGGUUCGUCCGUGUCCACACUAUUGACGCCAUCCGUGCCAAACUCGGGCUGCUUUGUCUUGGAGCGCGUGCCUUGGGGUGUCCUCGGCGAUGGUUUUUACAUCCGUGUGAUCGAAGACUUUACAAGUAGCAGCAGCAGUCGACCUUUGCGAUGCGCGCAGAGCCACAAGUUUUGCGUAGCCACCACGCGAUGGCGGUACCAUCACCUCACAUCCACCACCAAACCUUCAGCCUCCCCUACAUCGGCAACCGUCCGAAUCCCGUAGCCCCGAGUAGCACCAGCAUUUAACACCCCCCUUAACUAUUUAUCCCAUUUUUGCAGAUCGU
This is a messenger RNA of Aphanomyces astaci, 662 nucleotides long. RefSeq lists its product as hypothetical. NCBI's taxonomy places the organism in Eukaryota, Oomycota, Saprolegniomycetes, Saprolegniales, Verrucalvaceae. The transcript has a single exon. The coding region runs from base 62 to 601 and encodes 179 amino acids. The record is from RefSeq and is a predicted model, not a curated record.